Messenger RNA from Candida albicans SC5314, 795 nucleotides. It is a transcript of the gene RVS161, whose product is annotated as amphiphysin-like protein. NCBI's taxonomy places the organism in Eukaryota, Fungi, Ascomycota, Pichiomycetes, Serinales, Debaryomycetaceae. Gene Ontology annotation, molecular function: lipid binding; protein binding. Gene Ontology annotation, cellular component: Rvs161p-Rvs167p complex; medial cortex; actin cortical patch. The record is from RefSeq and is a predicted model, not a curated record. Gene Ontology annotation, biological process: endocytosis; actin cortical patch localization; plasma membrane tubulation. The coding region runs from base 1 to 795 and encodes 264 amino acids. The transcript has a single exon.
AUGUCUUGGGGAGGAUUUAAGAAAGCAAUCAAUCGAGCUGGCGCAUCUGUUAUUGUCAAGGAUGUUGACAAGACUAUGGAUAAGGACUUUGAUGUGGAGGAGAGAAGGUACAAGACCUUAAAGACUGCAGGGACGAAUUUACAGAAAGCUGCCAAGGGGUAUUUGGACAACAUCAGAGCAAUCACGAAUUCCCAAGUCACAAUUGCCGAGAUUAUUUAUAACUUGUACGAGGAGUCGAAGCAGGGACAAUCGCUCUACUCGAAUGUUGGGACUUAUUACAUGCAGAGUGUCAAGGAGUUUGAUGAGGAGACUGUGAAACAGAUUGAUGGCCCGUAUAGGGAGACUGUUUUGGAUCCAAUUGGAAAGUUUUCCAACUACUUUAGUGAGAUUGACGAAGCAAUCAAAAAGAGAGCACACAAGAAGAUUGACUAUGAGCAGUGCAAAGCCAAAGUUAGACGGUUAGUCGAUAAACCUGCCAAAGAUGCGGCCAAGUUGCCACGCGCCGAGAAGGAAUUGUCGAUGGCCAAAGAGAUUUACGACGAGUUGAAUGACCAGCUCAAGGCCGAGUUGCCGCAGUUGAUUGCAUUGAGGGUGCCUUUCUACGAUCCGUCGUUUGAGGCGUUGGUCAAGAUCCAGUUGAGGUUCUGUACUGAGGGGUACUCGAGAUUGGCACAGAUCCAACAGUACUUGGACCCAGCGUCCAGAGACGAGUAUGCCAAUGGGUUGUUGGACGGCAAGAUUGAUGAUAUGUUGGCACAAAUGCAAGGUUUGAGUAUAACUUCUUUAGGAAAGUAG